AUGUGGUCACCUUGCAGUGCAGCAGAGCGCCACAAGGUGGCUCCUCAGGUUUGGGUUUUACAGAUGGUUUGUGUCACCCCUGGCACUAUGGUGCCUUUCUUGCAAUGUUUUAAAUUGGCCAGGCUUUUCCUUCUCGGAUGGUCUCUGAUUGCAGUUUCUGAAACUGCAGGAACGUUGGAUUUUCCAGGGGCUGUUUCCUGCCUUGAUGAUGGUCUUCAAGUAAGAAAACCAAAGGGUCUCCGCUUGGCCUCCUGGAAUACCCUGCAAGUUAUAGAUUCAGCUGGAAUUCCAGUGAAAGGUUGUAGUGAUCUAGUAGAGGGGAAAACUGCUAAUAUUCCUGCUCGCUGCAUUAAAAAUGAGAUGGGAACGCGCCUUGUGCUCAUGAAACUUGACGGACGUGCAGGACUGGAGAGUUCGAUAUACAGGGCAGUCUGCAGUGACAUGCAGGCAGAUGACGCAGACGAUGCUGCGAGAGGGACGGUGGUAAAUUGCGCGCAGGACUUCAUGAUGAUAGCAGCUGUCCGGCCACCUUUCUGGAGCGUACAGAUACAUGACGGACAGAGCUUUCAGACGGUCUCUGUGAGCCAGGCCAGAGCAAUGGGCUAUAUACUGACUUCUGAUCCCGACUUCAUGACAAUCCAAGCGUCUUUUGACGCUGUUGGAUUUAAAGAAUACACGCUUGAAAACCAGAAGUUCUAUGUUGGUGCAGUUCGGAUGACUUCACAGGCUGGUGCUCCCAGAAUUACUGUUGAUAUACCAAUGAUCUGUUCCAGAGAUGCAGUUUGUUCAUCCUCAGGAUUCAUGACGUUUGAGAUACUUGACACGCACACCCUGCCAAAGCUGAACUUGAACACUGUUAUUUUUGGAGAUGGAACCUGUCUGCCCACCAAUCGAUUGACAAACAAGCUCUCGUACAAUGUAUCACUACUGAGUUGUGGCACUAGAACUAGGUUUGUAAAUGGCAGGUUAACUUAUGAAAACGAAGCUAGAGCACUCAGGAAGGAUUUUGGACGAGGAAGAAUCUCUCGAGAUAGUGAGUUAAGAAUAACUGUCCGGUGCUACUACAGCGACAGCGGCUACUCCCCACUGAACUUGACCGUUGUAACUGUUCCACCUCCUGUAUCUUCGAGAAGCGAUGGUCCUCUCUCCCUUAAACUGGAUCUAUUCCCGGAUGAUGCGUACAGAAGUGCCUAUACAGACAGCCAGUACCCAGUUGUGAAGACCUUGCGAGAACCCAUCUUUCUUGAAGUACGGGUCUUGAAUCGUGAUGACCCAAACAUUGAACUAGUGCUGGAUGACUGCUGGGCAACAAUGUCCCGCGAUCCUACAGCUGUGCCUCAAUGGAAUAUUGUUGUAGAUGGUUGUCAAGAAGCGAGAGAUGACAGGAUGACAAUAUUUCAUGCUGUCGGUCUUGAUGUGCCAUACCCUACUCACCAUAAACGCUUUGAAGUAAAGGCCUUUGCUUUUAUGUCUGGUGGUGAAGCCUCCACAAACCUGAUUUAUAUUCACUGCAGUGCAACAAUAUGCAAUAAGAUGACACCAGAUUUUCCACUCUGUACAAAGACCUGUCCGGCAUCCAGGCCAAGGAGAGACUUGGAUGGCCUGCAGAUGCACAAAGGCUCUCUGGUUAGCUUGCCUGGCCCAGUCUUGAUGAUGGCAGCGGAAUCCUCUGUGCGGUCUCAAGAUGAAACGAGUGCUCUUGGACAAGUGACCAUUGGACUCCUGCCUGCCUUUGCUCUGAUUGCUGUGACUCUGUCUGGUGUUGGUUUAGUCUCUGUUUUUAAGGCAAAAAAUGCUGCUAAAUGAACAUUUUUGUAAUAAAGAACUGGUCUGAGAAA
Messenger RNA from Spea bombifrons (plains spadefoot toad), 1838 nucleotides. RefSeq names its product zona pellucida sperm-binding protein 2-like. The record is from RefSeq and is a predicted model, not a curated record. Gene Ontology annotation, cellular component: egg coat. The transcript has 16 exons. Bases 1 to 1806 code for a protein of 601 amino acids. Gene Ontology annotation, biological process: binding of sperm to zona pellucida; prevention of polyspermy. Gene Ontology annotation, molecular function: acrosin binding; structural constituent of egg coat. NCBI's taxonomy places the organism in Eukaryota, Metazoa, Chordata, Amphibia, Anura, Pelobatidae.